Molecule: messenger RNA, 702 nt
Organism: Lottia gigantea (owl limpet)
Lineage: Eukaryota; Metazoa; Mollusca; Gastropoda; Lottiidae
Exons: 6
Coding region: 1-702 (233 amino acids)
Cellular component (GO): nucleolus; striated muscle dense body; catalytic step 2 spliceosome
Molecular function (GO): actin filament binding
Source: RefSeq, a predicted model, not a curated record
AUGAAUUAUAAUUGUCCUUACUGGGAUAAUAAAGAUUUAUUAUUAUUAACUCUAUUUGUAGGUGGGUGGUGGGAAGUAAAAGAAUUUGAAAGUAUAGUUGGAAAUGUGGCUAUAGAAAUGAGUGAUAUGAGAUAUGUAAGUGCUAUGGAUAAUGGUGGAUUUACAUUGGGUGAUAAGAUAUCUAAAGGUGAAGGUCCAGAUCCAGUUGAAAUAUUAACGGCUAUAAAAAUAAACGAUACCAAGAUAGCCUUAAAAUCCGGUUAUGGUAAAUAUCUUGGUGUAGACACAGAUGGGAAACUUAUUGGUAAAGCUGAAGCUGUUGGAAGUCGAGAACAAUUUGAACCAGUCUUUCAGGAUGGUAAAAUGGCAAUAAAUGGAUGUAAUGGAAGAUUUGUAUCUGUGACUAAAGAUGGUGAUAUUAUUUGUAGUUCUAAAACAGCAGGAGAUACAGAAAUGAUCAAGAUUAGGUCUAGUAUAAGUCUUGAACGUGAUCCACUGGAAGAUAUACCUAAAGAAGAAAGGGGAACUUUAAAAGAAUCAGAAAUCAAAUAUGUGAAAAAGUUUCAGAGUUAUAAGAACAACAAGUUAAGAAUCAAUGAGAAUUCAGUAGGUGAAUUGAUUAAAGCAAGACAAACGGGAAAACUUCAUGAAUCUCUGUUAGACAGGAGGGAGAAGAUGAAGGCAGAUAGAUAUUGUAAAUAA